UUCAUCGAAGAUAAAGUUGUUUGGAUUGAGUAGUUGGACUUGUUAAUCUUUUAGGUGUAUUCAACCAUAGGUGGAAGGAGGGUAUUUAGUGGUCGGCAACCCUAUUUAGCUAGUAACUCUCACGCUGUGUAAUUCUUACGACACCAGCGCGUGAUCAGUGCAUGAUUUCUUUGUUCUAACCGUAUCACAGCGGCAUGAUAAAUUGUUGAUAAACAUUCGCCAUCUUUCUGCGAGAAGUUGAUGCAGAUAAAGCAUUGAAGCUAAAUUAAAAUUUACUUAGAAUUAAGCUGUGUUGAGAGAUUUGCCGUUAACUUGACGGGAAAGACUAAACAAUGCCACGCAAAAGACGGAGCACAGCAGCUACAAAUAGUCCCAGGAAAAAGUCUAAGACAAAUGGGUCUUCAAUGGCUGACGAUGGUGAACCGAAUAACUACAUCGGGGUUGAUCUCCAGGCCGAACCUAGCAAUAACUUGUUACCUUCACAACAGCCAGCCAGCUCCAAUACAUUAAGUAAAACUCAAAUGGCUGAAGUUGUGUCCGCAGUGGUAUCUGAACUGUCGAGUAGGGGGAUGAUUGUCACUGAAAAACAAAAUGACAUUCCUGUGGCACAACCAGCAAGGGACAAUGCAGACUUGGGUGUGAUUGAAAAUUCUGUCCGAAAUGUUUUGGGUUUGCAAAACCAAGACGAACCAGUCCUACAUGUAAGUGGAGAGAAUCCAUCAACUUCAGCCGAAGCAAGAUCUCCUGUGCAGUUGCCCAAAGGAAGCAUUUCAGUGCUUACCAACGCUGUCACAAACCCCAGUCAAAUUGCCACAGAGUCUUCUAGUGAUCUGAACAGCUCAGCCCUCCAUGUCAUGUCUCAUGCAUUGGCGAAUAGGACAAAGCAAAGCUAUUUUAGUUAUUGGAAAAAAUUUGUACAAUUUUGCAUUAAGAAUGAUGUUAUUGUUACUUUGCCAGUUCAAAGUCCUGUAUUCAUAAAUUUCCUUGCUCAUUUAUACGAUUCUGGCUUUAGAGUAAGCACAAUACAUUCUGUAGUGUCAGCACUAAGUUACAUUCAUAAAGCUAUGGGACUCCCAGAUUUGUCAGGAAGUUUUUUGUUAAAACAGUUUUUGAAAGGGGCACACAACUUGUCUACAUAUACUGCUGACACUAGAUUACCAAUCACAUUUUCAAUACUGAGCAAAAUAAUCAUGGCUCUUCCACAUACCAUUUUGCUAUUAAAUGAACGAAUUAUGUUCGCUGCUAUGUGUAAUUUGGCAUUUCAUGGGUUUUUAACGUAUUGGAGAAUUUUGUAUGAAUUCUAAAACUGCAGAGUCUCAGAUUAUUCAUCGUAGUGAUGUGAAAAUGAUAUAUGAAGAGGGCGAAGUUAUUGGGUUAGAAUUGACAAUUAGAAAAUUUAAACAUAGUGUUGAACCAGUUUCGUUAUUCAUACCUCGAAAUAAGAAUAAUGCCUUAAUGUGCCCACUUCAGUCCAUGCAGAAAUUUUUGAAAUUUCAAGUCAUUUUGAUGGCCCAUUAUUUCAGUUGCCAAAUGGCACAAUAGCUACAUAUUCAUUUUUUAAUUCGCAUUUGGCGAAUACAAUAAAUUUUUUGGGUUUUAACCCGCAACUGUAUAAAUCUCAUUCCUUCAGAAUCGGUGCUGCGACUUACGCAUCUAUGAAAGGAUUUUCAGAUGAUGCAAUAAUGAAAAUGGGCCGUUGGAAAUCACAUGCUGUGAAAAAGUACAUAAGGCUACCAAAAUUGUCGUUGAAAUACCAUGUCUUGUCUGAUUUUGAUAUUAGUAUAAUAAGUGUUUUGAGUUUUUUUAUAAAAGUGUUAAGGAAAGUAUUUUGCAGUCUUAAUACUUGUAUUUGUUAUCCCAGUGUUAACUGUAUAAUCACUGUUAGAGCAUGGUUUAUUAUUUUAAGUUAAGAUAAUACUGUAACAAAUCGUUGGUAAAGAGUGCUUGACGUUAUCUGUAUAUGUCUAGGUUUACAUAUAUCUAUCACAGGAACAGUUACACUGUUGUGUAGUUCAGCAUAAGACUGCUACACAUAUGACAAUUUUUCAAUUUGUUUUGAGAUGGUUAAGUUAUCAUGAUUGUUGUUUAGGUUUCAGUAAAAUUGUUUUUGUUUAAUUCAUGAGUUUGUCUGUAGUUCAGUAAAAGGCUGCUGCAGAUUUAAUUAGAUGAACAAUGUUAAUGUGAUUGUAGCCCAGUUAAAAGCUAGUUUAUAGCUGUAAAUGUUAAUGUGCUUGUAGUUCAGUAAAAGGCUGCUACAAAUCUGGUUAUAUUUACAAAUGUUAAUGUGCUUGUAGUUCAGUAAAAGGCUGCUAAAAACUUGUUUAUAUUUGAUGAUGUAAAUAGACUCGAAGAACUGUAUAACUAGUAAAUGUAAAUGCAAUUGUAGUCCAGUACAAGGCUGCUACAAGUUGUUUACAUAUAUUUAUAGAUUAUUGCAUUAUUGUGUUCGACAUAUACUAGCAUUUAGAUAUUUUGUGGUUAUUAUAUGUGUGAUCAUUUUAAGCUUUGAUUUUCAUAAUUUUGCUAGUAUUUAGAUUUAGUCUUUUUGUUUUUUCUUUUGAAUUUGAUCCAGUUAAAAUCUUAUGUGCUUUUUGUGACAUUUUUUAUAUUGUGUAUAUAAUCUUCCUUAAUCGUUAGGUAGUAGUCAGCUGCACAGAGUGGGGUGGGUCAUGCAACUUUGUUGCAUUAUUUGGCGGUUCUGAUGACCCACCUUUGCUUAGCAUUCUUAGUAAAAUAUUUUGUAAUUCAUUAGUUCAUAAACAUUUGGUAAAAAUAUAAAGAUUUAUUGUUAAGAACAGUCAUUUUAAAAAUAAAUGACAUUUAUUCAUUCAAGUAGUAGUUACUUAUUUGUUGUAUCCUUAAGCAAAUGAACUCACUCUGUGCAGCAGUCAUUGGUAUUUUAGUCCAACGGAUUCCAUUCAAAUGUUACUUUCAUCGAAGAUAAAGUUGUUUGGAUUGAGUAGUUGGACUUGUUAAUCUUUAAGGUGUAUUCAACCAUAGGUGGAAGGAGGGUAUUUAGUGGUCGGCAACCCUAUUUAGCUAGUAACUCUCACGCUGUGUAAUUCUUACGACACCAGCGCGUGAUCAGUGCAUGAUUUCUUUGUUCUAACCGUAUCACAGCGGCAUGAUAAAUUGUUGAUAAACAUUCGCCAUCUUUCUGCGAGAAGUUGAUGCAGAUAAAGCAUUGAAGCUAAAUUAAAAUUUACUUAGAAUUAAGCUGUGCCACCACCUCCCCUCCACCUCCAUUUAUUGACGAUUGAUGAUCUUGUACAUUAUAAUGUUUGCAUGUAGGCGGUUCUGAUGACCCACCUUUGCUUAGCAUUCUUAGUAAAAUAUUUUGUAAUUCAUUAGUUCAUAAACAUUUGGUAAAAAUAUAAAGAUUUAUUGUUAAGAACAGUCAUUUUAAAAAUAAAUGACAUUUAUUCAUUCAAAUCAAAUAUAUUAUAGGGUCAUUUUCGACAUUGUGUUAUGUAAUAUUUAGAUGAUGUUUGGUAUCACUUUCUUAAAUGAGAUCAACAA
Ruditapes philippinarum (Manila clam) is the source of this 3519-nucleotide messenger RNA. RefSeq lists its product as uncharacterized. The transcript has 3 exons. NCBI's taxonomy places the organism in Eukaryota, Metazoa, Mollusca, Bivalvia, Venerida, Veneridae. The record is from RefSeq and is a predicted model, not a curated record. The coding region runs from base 333 to 1304 and encodes 323 amino acids.